Messenger RNA from Drosophila innubila, 7470 nucleotides. RefSeq names its product pre-mRNA-processing-splicing factor 8 (gene Prp8). Bases 141 to 7334 code for a protein of 2397 amino acids. The transcript is spliced from 14 exons. Gene Ontology annotation, cellular component: U5 snRNP; catalytic step 2 spliceosome. Gene Ontology annotation, molecular function: U1 snRNA binding; U2 snRNA binding; protein binding. The record is from RefSeq and is a predicted model, not a curated record. Gene Ontology annotation, biological process: mRNA splicing, via spliceosome; spliceosomal tri-snRNP complex assembly. Lineage: Eukaryota; Metazoa; Arthropoda; Insecta; Diptera; Drosophilidae.
ACUGUGCUGCGAAACCAUCGACCAUCUCUGAAAAAUGUCUGCCGCAUCCUAAACGUUUUGCAAAAGAACCGGAAAAUUGUUAAAAAUCAACAAAAAGUGUUAUAAACUAGUGAAAUAGGAGUGUCGCACACAAUUAAGCGAUGUCUAUACCGCCGUAUAUGAUACCGCCGAAUGCGUGGGCGGCCCAAUUGAUGGCCCAGCAGCAAGCGUUUGCCCAUGCACAGCAGGCCCAACUGCAUGCGCAGCAGCAGAUGGCCAACCAGAUACAGCAAAUACCUCCGCCGGGUGCGCCUUUACCUCCGUCGGGUCACGGGUCGGCCAAUGGCAUGGCAGCGCCAACAGCGGGCGUGCCACAGCCGCAGUUGGGUCAAAUACCCACACCGAAACCGGAUAUUCUCACCGAGGAGAAGCUGCAGGAGAAAGCGCUCAAGUGGCAGCAUUUACAGUCAAAGCGUUUUGCAGAGAAACGCAAAUUCGGCUUUGUAGAUACACAAAAGGAGGACAUGCCGCCAGAGCAUAUCCGCAAGAUUAUACGCGAUCACGGAGAUAUGACAUCCCGGAAGUAUCGUCACGAUAAGCGCGUCUAUCUGGGCGCCCUUAAGUACAUGCCACAUGCUGUGCUGAAGCUGCUCGAGAACAUGCCCAUGCCAUGGGAACAGAUUCGGGACGUACAGGUGUUGUAUCACAUAACAGGCGCUAUAACCUUUGUGAAUGAAAUACCCUGGGUCAUUGAGCCGGUCUACAUUGCUCAGUGGGGUACCAUGUGGAUUAUGAUGCGGCGCGAGAAACGCGAUCGUCGUCAUUUCAAGCGUAUGCGUUUCCCGCCCUUCGAUGAUGAAGAACCGCCGUUGGAUUAUGCGGACAACGUUCUGGAUGUCGAGCCACUGGAGGCCAUACAAAUAGAGCUGGACAACGAUGAAGACAAUGCCGUCUACAAAUGGUUCUACGAUCAUCGGCCACUGGUCGAUACACAAUUUGUCAACGGUUCCACCUACCGCAAGUGGAACCUUUCGUUGCCACAGCUGGCAACGCUCUAUCGUCUGGCCAACCAGCUGCUCACGGAUUUGGUGGACAAUAACUUCUUUUACCUAUUUGAUCCCAAGAGUUUCUUCACCGCAAAAGCACUUAAUAUGGCCAUACCCGGAGGACCAAAGUUUGAGCCGCUUAUUAAAGAUCAUAAUGUUGGUGACGAGGACUGGAACGAGUUUAAUGACAUAAACAAAGUUAUUAUAAGACAGCCCAUUCGUACCGAAUAUCGUAUUGCUUUUCCGUAUCUAUAUAACAAUAUGCCACAUUUUGUGCAUCUCAGCUGGUAUCAUACACCCAACGUGGUCUACAUUAAGACCGAAGAUCCCGAUUUGCCAGCAUUUUACUUUGAUCCACUUAUCAAUCCAAUUUCGCAUCGCAAUGUUAAUUCGAAAAUUCAGGAACCCAUGCCUGAUGAUGAUGAGGACUUUACUCUGCCAGAUGAUGUGCAGCCUUUUCUUCAGGAUACUCCGCUUUAUACAGAUAAUACGGCUAAUGGUAUUGCACUGUUGUGGGCACCGCGUCCGUUUAAUAUGCGUUCCGGUCGCUCUCGUCGUGCCAUCGAUGUGCCGCUGGUCAAGUGCUGGUACAAGGAGCAUUGCCCACCCGGACAUCCGGUUAAAGUGCGCGUGAGCUAUCAAAAGUUGCUUAAAUACUAUGUGCUCAAUGCUCUUAAGCAUCGCAAACCAAAGCCACAGAAGAAGCGUUACUUGUUCCGUUCGUUUAAGGCGACCAAGUUCUUCCAGACAACCACGCUGGAUUGGGUCGAGGCUGGUUUGCAAGUGUGUCGCCAGGGUUAUAAUAUGCUCAAUUUGCUGAUCCAUCGAAAGAAUCUGAACUAUCUGCACUUGGACUACAAUUUCAACUUGAAGCCAGUCAAGACUCUGACCACCAAGGAGCGUAAAAAGUCACGUUUCGGCAAUGCUUUCCAUUUGUGCCGUGAGAUUCUUCGCUUGACCAAGUUGAUAAUUGAUUCCCAUGUGCAGUAUCGAUUGAACAAUGUGGAUGCCUUCCAGUUGGCGGAUGGUCUACAGUAUAUAUUUGCACAUGUUGGUCAGUUAACCGGCAUGUAUCGUUACAAGUACAAGCUGAUGAGACAGAUACGAAUGUGCAAGGACUUGAAGCAUUUGAUCUACUAUCGAUUUAACACGGGUCCAGUCGGCAAGGGUCCGGGCUGUGGCUUCUGGGCGCCAGGCUGGCGUGUUUGGCUGUUCUUUAUGCGCGGCAUAACGCCACUGCUGGAACGCUGGCUGGGCAACUUGCUGUCGCGUCAAUUUGAGGGACGACACUCCAAGGGCGUGGCCAAGACGGUGACAAAGCAGCGUGUGGAAUCGCAUUUCGAUUUGGAACUGCGUGCCUCUGUUAUGCACGAUAUUGUGGACAUGAUGCCCGAGGGCAUCAAGCAAAACAAGGCACGUACCAUCCUCCAGCAUCUGUCUGAGGCGUGGCGUUGCUGGAAGGCUAACAUCCCAUGGAAGGUGCCCGGCUUACCGAUACCCAUUGAAAACAUGAUUCUGCGCUAUGUUAAAAUGAAGGCCGAUUGGUGGACGAACACGGCGCAUUAUAAUCGCGAGCGUAUAAGACGUGGCGCCACCGUGGACAAGACGGUGUGCAAAAAGAAUUUGGGACGCUUGACGCGUUUAUAUUUGAAGGCUGAGCAGGAGAGACAGCACAAUUACCUCAAGGAUGGACCCUACAUAUCGCCCGAAGAGGCUGUCGCCAUAUACACCACAACAGUGCAUUGGUUGGAGUCGCGUCGCUUUGCGCCUAUUCCCUUUCCGCCACUCUCCUAUAAGCAUGACACCAAGCUAUUGAUUCUCGCAUUGGAACGUCUCAAGGAGGCCUACAGUGUCAAGUCACGCCUGAAUCAAAGCCAGCGCGAGGAGCUGGGCUUAAUUGAACAGGCCUACGAUAAUCCGCACGAAGCGCUCUCUCGUAUCAAGCGUCAUCUGUUGACGCAACGCGCCUUCAAGGAGGUGGGCAUUGAGUUCAUGGACUUGUACAGCCAUUUAAUACCUGUGUAUGAGGUGGAGCCACUGGAGAAGAUUACAGACGCUUAUUUGGAUCAGUAUCUCUGGUACGAGGCUGACAAGCGUCGUCUGUUCCCACCAUGGAUCAAGCCCAGCGACACGGAACCACCACCACUACUUGCCUACAAGUGGUGCCAAGGCAUUAACAAUCUGCAGGAUGUCUGGGAUGUGGGUGAGGGCGAAUGCAAUGUGCUGUUGGAGUCGCGAUUUGAGAAACUCUACGAGAAGAUUGAUCUGACGCUGCUGAAUCGUCUGCUGCGUCUGAUUGUGGAUCAUAACAUUGCCGAUUACAUGACGGCCAAGAACAACGUGGUCAUCAACUAUAAGGACAUGAAUCAUACAAACAGCUAUGGCAUAAUACGUGGCUUACAGUUCUCAUCGUUCAUAACGCAGUACUAUGGACUUGUGUUGGAUCUGUUGGUGCUUGGCCUGCAUCGUUCCAGCGAAAUGGCUGGUCCACCGCAAAUGCCCAACGAUUUCCUAACAUUCCAGGACGCAGUUACGGAAAUAGCACAUCCCAUUCGACUAUACUGCCGUUAUGUGGAUCGCAUACAUUUGUUCUUUAGAUUUUCGGCUGAAGAGGCGCGUGAUCUGAUCCAGCGUUAUCUUACCGAACAUCCGGAUCCAAAUAAUGAGAACAUUGUGGGCUAUAACAACAAGAAGUGCUGGCCUCGGGAUGCACGCAUGCGCCUGAUGAAGCACGAUGUUAAUCUUGGACGUGCUGUGUUUUGGGACAUUAAGAAUCGUCUGCCUCGAUCGGUGACCACCAUUGGCUGGGAGAGCACAUUCGUCUCGGUUUAUUCCAAGGACAAUCCCAAUUUGCUGUUCAACAUGAGCGGCUUCGAGUGUCGCAUCUUGCCAAAGUGCCGCACUCAAAAUGAAGAGUUCACGCAUCGCGAUGGCGUUUGGAAUUUGCAGAAUGAAAUCACCAAAGAGCGUACGGCUCAGUGUUUCCUGCGUGUCGAUGAUGAAUCCCUGGGACGUUUCCAUAAUCGUGUACGUCAAAUUCUAAUGGCAUCCGGAUCCACCACAUUCACAAAGAUUGUCAACAAAUGGAAUACUGCGCUCAUUGGUCUGAUGACUUAUUUCCGAGAGGCUGUAGUCAACACUCAAGAGCUGUUGGAUCUGCUGGUCAAGUGCGAGAAUAAGAUUCAAACACGUAUCAAGAUUGGCUUGAAUUCCAAAAUGCCUUCGCGUUUCCCGCCCGUUGUCUUCUAUACUCCCAAAGAGCUGGGCGGCUUGGGCAUGUUGAGCAUGGGUCAUGUGCUCAUUCCACAAUCUGAUUUGCGCUGGUCCAAGCAAACCGAUGUGGGCAUUACGCAUUUCCGUUCCGGCAUGUCGCAUGACGAGGAUCAGCUUAUACCCAAUCUGUAUCGAUACAUUCAACCGUGGGAGAGUGAGUUCAUUGACUCGCAGCGUGUCUGGGCUGAAUAUGCGCUGAAGCGUCAGGAGGCAAAUGCACAGAAUCGUCGCCUCACCCUGGAGGACUUGGAGGACAGCUGGGAUCGUGGUAUACCUCGCAUCAAUACGCUCUUCCAGAAGGAUCGGCAUACUCUGGCCUAUGACAAGGGCUGGCGCAUACGAACCGAGUUCAAGCAGUAUCAGGUGCUCAAGCAGAAUCCCUUCUGGUGGACACAUCAGCGACACGAUGGCAAACUCUGGAAUUUGAACAACUAUCGCACGGAUAUGAUACAGGCGCUGGGCGGCGUUGAGGGUAUUCUGGAGCAUACACUGUUUAAGGGCACGUACUUCCCCACGUGGGAGGGUUUGUUCUGGGAGAAGGCGUCUGGCUUUGAGGAGUCCAUGAAGUACAAGAAGCUGACAAAUGCACAGCGCUCUGGUCUCAAUCAGAUACCCAAUCGUCGUUUCACACUCUGGUGGUCGCCAACAAUCAAUCGUGCCAACGUCUAUGUGGGCUUCCAGGUGCAGUUGGAUCUGACGGGUAUUUUCAUGCAUGGCAAGAUUCCAACACUGAAGAUAUCGUUGAUUCAAAUCUUUCGUGCUCACUUGUGGCAAAAGAUACACGAGUCCAUUGUGAUGGAUUUGUGUCAAGUGUUUGAUCAGGAAUUGGACGCCCUCGAGAUUGAGACAGUGCAAAAGGAAACGAUUCAUCCGCGUAAAUCAUACAAAAUGAACUCAUCCUGUGCGGAUAUUCUGCUCUUCCCCGCCUACAAAUGGAAUGUGUCGCGUCCAUCGCUGCUGGCGGACACCAAAGACACCAUGGACAACACAACGACCCAGAAAUAUUGGCUGGACAUACAGUUACGUUGGGGUGAUUACGAUUCUCAUGACGUGGAACGUUAUGCCCGAGCCAAGUUCCUCGAUUAUACCACAGAUAACAUGUCCAUUUAUCCAUCGCCCACUGGUGUCCUAAUCGCCAUCGAUUUGGCCUACAAUCUGCACUCGGCAUAUGGCAAUUGGUUCCCGGGCUGCAAAACGCUGAUACAACAGGCCAUGGCCAAGAUCAUGAAGGCCAAUCCGGCGCUUUAUGUGCUCCGCGAGCGCAUUCGCAAGGCUCUGCAAUUGUACUCCUCAGAGCCAACGGAACCUUACCUCAGCUCCCAGAAUUACGGAGAACUGUUUUCGAAUCAAAUCAUUUGGUUUGUGGAUGAUACGAAUGUGUAUCGUGUGACCAUUCACAAGACCUUUGAGGGUAAUUUGACCACGAAGCCCAUUAACGGUGCAAUCUUUAUAUUCAAUCCUCGCACCGGACAGUUGUUCCUCAAGAUUAUUCACACCUCCGUGUGGGCGGGUCAGAAACGUUUGGGACAAUUGGCCAAAUGGAAAACGGCUGAGGAAGUUGCGGCACUUAUUCGCUCGCUGCCAGUGGAGGAGCAGCCCAAACAGAUUAUUGUCACACGGAAGGGCAUGUUGGAUCCUCUUGAGGUGCAUUUACUUGACUUUCCCAACAUUGUCAUCAAGGGAUCUGAGUUGCAGCUACCCUUCCAGGCCUGUCUCAAAGUGGAGAAGUUUGGUGAUCUGAUUCUUAAGGCCACAGAGCCCCAAAUGGUGCUGUUCAAUCUGUACGACGACUGGCUAAAGACAAUAUCAUCAUACACAGCCUUCAGUCGUCUCAUUCUGAUACUGCGUGCAUUGCAUGUCAACACGGAGCGUACGAAGAUCAUCUUGAAGCCAGACAAAACAACCAUAACGGAGGCUCAUCACAUUUGGCCAACAUUGACGGACGAGGAAUGGAUCAAGGUGGAAGUGCAGCUGAAGGAUCUCAUUCUCGCCGAUUAUGGCAAGAAGAACAAUGUGAAUGUUGCCUCGCUGACACAGUCCGAAAUCCGUGACAUUAUACUCGGCAUGGAGAUUAGCGCACCGUCCGCACAGCGUCAACAGAUUGCCGAGAUCGAGAAGCAGACCAAGGAACAGAAUCAAUUGACGGCCACCACGACGCGCACAACGAAUAAGCACGGUGACGAGAUUAUCACCUCGACCACGUCCAACUACGAGACGCAAACAUUCAGCUCGAAGACAGAGUGGCGAGUUCGUGCCAUUUCCGCCACGAAUCUGCAUCUGCGCACGAACCACAUCUACGUGAGCUCCGAUGACAUCAAGGAGACCGGCUACACUUACAUUCUGCCCAAGAACAUUUUAAAGAAGUUUGUUACCAUAUCCGAUUUGCGCGCUCAAAUUGCUGGCUAUUUGUACGGCGUCAGUCCGCCGGAUAAUCCUCAGGUGAAGGAGAUUCGUUGCAUUGUUAUGCCGCCACAGUGGGGCACACAUCAGACGAUCAAUUUACCGAACACACUGCCCACACAUCAGUACCUCAAGGAUAUGGAACCAUUGGGUUGGAUACACACGCAACCGAACGAAUUGCCGCAGCUAUCUCCGCAGGAUAUCACCACACAUGCCAAGAUCAUGCAGGAGAAUUCGAAUUGGGAUGGCGAAAAGACAAUUGUCAUCACCUGCUCAUUCACACCUGGCUCCUGUUCCCUGACCGCCUACAAACUGACGCCGUCCGGCUUCGAAUGGGGCUCCAAGAACACCGACAAGGGCAACAAUCCCAAAGGUUAUCUGCCAUCGCAUUAUGAGCGCGUACAAAUGUUGCUGUCGAAUAAGUUCCUUGGCUUCUUCAUGGUGCCGGCGCAGAGCAGUUGGAAUUACAAUUUCAUGGGCGUGCGUCAUGAUCCCAAUAUGAAGUACGAACUGCAGUUGGCCAAUCCAAAGGAAUUCUAUCAUGAACUGCAUCGCACAUCGCAUUUCCUGCUCUUCUCAAAUCUUGAGGAUGGCGGCGAUGGCGCCGGUGCUGAUCGUGAGGAUGUCUAUGCGUAAUCCAACAUUUUGUACAAUUUUCAAAACUUAUACUUAGUUGCAGACAAACAGUUUUUAUAAUCAAGAAACGUGUGUGGGAAAGAAAGUCUUUGUCGUCGUCGUUUACAAAUAAAGCCUUCAAUUAAUUUUCAUAUAA